AUGCAAGCGGAUGGACGCAGUCGGCGCGCGCGCCUCUGCGCGGACGGAUCGAAGGAGGAGUGGGUAUACCGUCGCGGGAAGACUCCCGCCCUCGUCUCUGUCGACUUUCCGAGCUCCCUGCCCUCCAUCGCGGCGAACGCCUUUGCGCGCUGCGGCUGUCUCGCCUGCAUCGCACUCGAUUGCGCCUCGCUCAAGUCCAUCGGUGAACGCGCCUUCCUCGCCACCUCGCUCAAGUCCAUCGCUCUCCCUGAAAGCCUCGUGUCCAUCGGCCGAGGCGCCUUUGCCUUCUGUCCCUCCCUCACCACCGUCGCCCUCCCUGCCGGCCUCUUAUCUGUUGGUGAGGACGCCUUCUUCCGCUGCUCCUCCCUCAAACGCGUCAUCGUGCCAACCACCGCCUCGAUUGGCAUCGGCGCCUUCCCCUCCACCACCACCGUCCUCCGCCUCCCGCCCGCCCGCAUGCGGCUCCGCCACCUCUGGCAAGGUGUGCUCGCGCACAAGCGCUGCCGCCCCGGCCUGCUCGGUUGGCUGGAGCGGGCCCAGAUACGGCUUGGCUCUUACGGCCCGGACGGCGCGGCGCGAAAGCGCGACCGCGAGCAGUUCGAGUGCGAUUUUGCGCUCGCCGCGGGCUCUUGA
This is a messenger RNA of Emiliania huxleyi CCMP1516, 633 nucleotides long. RefSeq lists its product as hypothetical. The record is from RefSeq and is a predicted model, not a curated record. The transcript has a single exon. Bases 1 to 633 code for a protein of 210 amino acids. Lineage: Eukaryota; Haptophyta; Isochrysidales; Noelaerhabdaceae.